Impatiens glandulifera is the source of this 1315-nucleotide messenger RNA. RefSeq names its product protein ABHD11. Bases 61 to 1068 code for a protein of 335 amino acids. The transcript has 5 exons. The record is from RefSeq and is a predicted model, not a curated record. Lineage: Eukaryota; Viridiplantae; Streptophyta; Magnoliopsida; Ericales; Balsaminaceae.
GUCGAUCGGUAGAAGAAGACACCAGAGCGGGCGGCUGUUACGUUGCGGGAUCAGUACGACAUGACUAUCAGAUCCAUCAGGAACAAAACGGGUCUACAACCCGUCGUCCUUCUCCUCAAUCGUGUCCUCUAUUCGCCGUUGCAACUGCCACGAUUGACCAAUGCAAGAUCACUAGGAACUCUUGCUUUCGAGGAAGUCAGAUCUGAAAAGCCGCAUACUUUCACAGCUUUUGUGCUUCACGGCCUCUUGGGUUCCGGCCGGAAUUGGCGUUCAUUCUCUCGCAUCCUAAAUUCAUCCCUCUCUGCAUAUUCACCUCCUUCCGAUUGGAGGAUGGUUCUUGUGGAUUUGAGAAAUCAUGGGAAAUCAGCUGAGAUAGAUAGUCUUUUCCCACCUCAUGACAUGUUCAAUGCUGCUAAGGAUUUGGCUAAUUUGGUGAAAUCACAAGGCUGGGAUUGGCCUGAUGCUGUAAUUGGACACUCUAUGGGUGGGAAAGUCGCCUUGCAGUUUGCUGAGAGUUGUGUCAAUGGCGAUUAUGGUCAAUCCGCUCAAGUGCCGAAACAGCUAUGGGUGUUGGAUUCUGUUCCUGGAAAAGUGAAUCAUGAGGAUGUUGAUGGAGAAGUGGAGAAGGUUCUGCAGACAUUGCAAGGUCUACCUAAAGAUGUUCCAUCAAGGAAAUGGCUAGUAGACCACAUGAUUGAUCUUGGUUUCUCCAAGUCAUUAUCACAUUGGAUAGGAAGUAAUCUUAAAAAAUCCGGAGAACAAGAGACAUGGGCUUUUAAUCUUGAACCUGCUAUUCAAAUGUUCAACUCAUACAGAGAAACCGACUACUGGUCUUUGUUGGAGAAAGUUCCAAAGGGUACCGAAAUAAAUAUUGUCCGAGCUGAGAACAGUGACAGGUGGCUGCCGGAUGUGUUACAAAGGCUUGAAAGCUUGGAUAGCCAUGUAAGUGAUGAUAAUAUGGGAAAGGUGUUUGUUCAUGUUCUUCCCAACUCGGGCCAUUGGGUUCAUGUGGAUAACCCGAAAGGGCUUCUUGAAAUUGUGACUCCAAGAAUUGCAGCUAUGGCUUGAAUAAAAGCUUAAUUCAAACACUUUAAUGGUUGGCAACACUUCAUUUUAAAUCAAGUUUUAUUACACUUGAUACUCUCAUUUAAGUUUGAGGUUCAAUUAUUAUUAUUUUUUAACAUCUCUCAUUUUGUUGUAUAUUCUAUAAACUUGUAUUGCUUUUUAUAUACCUUCUAGUUUAGUUUAGCUUUAUAAGGAUAUUUUCUGAAGUUGGUCGUGACCUAUAAUAAAUUUGUUUGGUUGUUUUUCUUAA